ACGAGGAUAUUGACAAGACAGGAGAACCGGGAAUAAGUUAACAUAAAGUGAAAUUAAAAGCUUUACAUAUCGGGUGCGGAGUUGAAAGGCCGUAAAAGCUGUAAUAACUCGGCUAUGAGAUACAAGGACAUAAUAAAGAGUUCGAAAUCUGAGUUUAAAGCUAUCCAAGACCGAAACAGCGUGUUAGCUGUGAAGGCCAUUAUGGACCGUCUGGAAUCAGCAAAACUGGAGGGGCUGAACCAGGGGGAAUCGGGGCUGAGUGAAAUCUCGCCUGGGGAGCCAACAUUUUCGAGCCCGGGAGAUGACGCUUGUGUUGGUAGUGAAAACAAACAUGAGCAAGAAAGGGACGACCAUAGUAUACCGGCAAAAGGCGACAAAGUAGUGGCGUCUGAAGAAUAUCUGGAAGUUUCUGGCGUGGCGGCUGCGGUCGUGCACCGGCGUGAUCAAGUGGUGGCGUCUGAAGAAUUUUUGGAAGCUUCUGGCAUGGCGGCUGCGGACGUGCAGCGGCGUGAUCAAGUGGCGGAAAACGUUGAGGCAGAAAUCCAACAUUUGCAACAAAUCGAGAAGCUGUAUGUUGCGCGUAAAUGGGUGGCUGACUUAGAAAAUUCGUUGAGCCAAAAUGAACCCGCUCGAGGACAUGGCAUCGACAUGAAUGAUUUGGGAGAUCUGCGAGGUCGUUCAUGAUUGAGACGGCAGCCCUAACUUGGCCAGCACUGCGAACCGAAUUGAUAGCUGUACUCGACCUCAAGGUUAAGGUUAAAAACUGGUUAGAGAAAUUAUCAUCCGAUUCAUCAUGGAAGGCUUGGAAGAAAAUUCGGGAGCCGCGUUUGCAAUGGCUAACUGUAGUUCUUUGGACGACUUGCGGAAGAAAUUAUGAUCUACGAUAAAUCAAAGUAGACGCUUGGAAAGAUUUCAAAGUUGGAGAAGCAAACUAAACGGAAGUCCAAUUUCCAGUCGACCAGAAGGCAGGAUCCUGAAGCCUCUCGCUGCUACAACUGUCGGCAAAUGGGACAUUUUGAUAA
Drosophila suzukii is the source of this 1022-nucleotide messenger RNA. NCBI's taxonomy places the organism in Eukaryota, Metazoa, Arthropoda, Insecta, Diptera, Drosophilidae. The record is from RefSeq and is a predicted model, not a curated record.